Molecule: messenger RNA, 8978 nt
Organism: Hemicordylus capensis (graceful crag lizard)
Lineage: Eukaryota; Metazoa; Chordata; Lepidosauria; Squamata; Cordylidae
Gene: OTOF
Product: otoferlin
Exons: 50
Coding region: 135-6380 (2081 amino acids)
Biological process (GO): synaptic vesicle priming; plasma membrane organization
Cellular component (GO): presynaptic active zone membrane; synaptic vesicle membrane
Molecular function (GO): protein dimerization activity; AP-2 adaptor complex binding; calcium ion binding
Source: RefSeq, a predicted model, not a curated record
AGGAGGAGGAGGAGGAGAAGGCGCCGAAGGAGGAGGCAGGCGCCCCGCUGCUGCCAGCCUCGCCACCACUGCGCUGCAGGGCGCCCUCCAGCCCGGGACCCCGCCGGCAGCAGCAGCAGCAGCAGCGGAGCAGCAUGGCCUUGAGCGUCCACCUGAAGACCGUCACCGACCUCCGGGGCAAAGGCGAGCGCAUCGCCAAAGUGGCCUUCCGAGGUCUCUCCUUCUACACUCGAGUGCUUGAGAACUGUGAGGAUGAAGCUGCAUUUGAUGAGACGUUCCGAUGGCCCAUCGCCAGCAGCAUCGAUGUCAACGAAAUGUUGGAAAUCCAGGUGUUCAACUACAGCAAAGUCUUCUCCAACAGGCUCAUUGGGACAUUCCGGAUGGUCCUGCAGAAGGUGGUGGAGGAAGGGCAGUUGCAAGUGACGGAUACCUUAAUAGACGACAACAAUGCCGCCAUCCGGACCAGUGUCACCAUUGAGAUUCGAUACCAGGCCAUGGACGGCACGGUUGGGGCUUGGAAUGACGAGGAGUUCUUGGAGAGUCCCAAUGCACGUCCGGAGGGCGACCCCUUUGAGACAGAUGUCCUGCUUUCCAGCCACCAGCAGUCCCCCAGCAAGACCAGCGCAGCAGAGAAGGCUCUCCGCCUCCGCAGCAAACUCUCCGGAUUCCAGACUAAGAACCAUGACGGGUACAAAUCCAUAGCCAGUGAUAAAGUGAAGGGGAAAGAGAAAAAGCAUCUCCAUUUGCCCUUCAGCAAAGGCAAAGAGAAGACACACAAAGCUGGGAAAGGAGUCUUUUCAGCCAUGAAGCUGGGCAAGGCUCGUCCCGGGAAAGACGACCAUCACAGGAAGCAAGAUGAACCAGCCGUUCUGGAGGCAGAAGACCUGGACCGGAAAGCCAUGCGGCUCGGAGGAGCACUGGACCCAGACACCAUCUCCCUGGCCUCAGUCACAGCGGUCACCACCAAUGUGUCCAACAAGAGAUCAAAGCCAGAUAUUAAAAUGGAGCCCAGUGCUGGGAGACCCAUGGAUUACCAGGUCAGCAUCACGAUAAUUGAGGCACGGCAGCUGGUGGGGCUGAACAUGGACCCCGUGGUGUGUGUGGAGGUUGGGGAUGAGAAGAAGUACACAUCCAUGAAAGAAUCUACCAACUGCCCCUACUAUAAUGAGUACUUUGUUUUCGACUUCCACGUGCCUCCUGACGUUAUGUUCGACAAAAUCGUCAAGCUAUCGGUCAUUCACUCCAAGAACCUGCUGCGCAGCGGGACCCUGGUGGGCUCUUUCAAGAUGGACGUAGGCACUGUGUACAGCCAGUCCGAGCACCAGUUCUACCACAAGUGGGCCAUCUUGUCAGACCCUGAGGACAUCACGGCUGGCCUGAAAGGCUACCUGAAAGUCGACAUCGCUGUGGUGGGCAAAGGAGACAACAUCAAGACUCCACACAAAGCAAAUGAGACCGACGAAGACGACAUCGAGGGGAACUUGCUCCUUCCAGAUGGAGUUCCCGCAGAACGGCAGUGGGCGCGCUUCUAUCUCAAGAUCUACCGGGCAGAAGGGCUUCCACGCAUGAACACCAGCCUCAUGGCCAACGUGAAGAAGGCCCUCAUUGGGGAGAACAAGGAUCUGGUAGACCCUUACGUCCAGGUGGUCUUUGCAGGACAGAAGGGGAAAACGUCUGUCCAGAAGAGCAGCUACGAACCCUUUUGGAACGAGCAGAUUGUCUUCACGGAAAUGUUCCCCCCACUGUGCAAGCGGAUCAAGGUCCAGAUCCGUGACUCUGACAAGGUCAACGACGUGGCCAUCGGGACCCACUUCAUCGACCUGAGGAAGAUCUCCAAUGAAGGAGACAAAGGUUUCCUGCCCACGUUUGGGCCUGCCUGGGUGAACAUGUACGGCUCCACCCGCAACUACACCCUCAUGGAUGAGCACCAGGACCUGAACGAGGGCCUGGGCGAGGGAGUCUCCUUCCGUGCCCGCCUCCUCCUCAGCCUGGCUGUGGAGAUCUUGGACACCAGCAACCCCGAGAUCACCAGUUCCACCGAAGUUCAGCUGGAGCAGGCCAUGGCGGUCACUGAUAACUGCACUGGCAAGAUGGAGGAGUUCUUUCUCUUCGGGUCCUUCCUGGAAGCCACCAUGAUCGACAGAAAGAAUGGGGACAAACCUAUCAACUUUGAAGUCACAAUCGGCAAUUAUGGCAAUGAAAUUGAUGGGAUGUCCAAACCCAUCAUCAAGAGGAAGAAAGAUGGUGGGGAUGGCAAUGAGGAAGAGUCAGAACUUCUGCAGAGUGUGAGUGACGAGGAAGACGCUGAUGACGGGGAGUUUAUCUCCAUCUCCACUUCUGCACCAAUGAAGCCUUUGAUCACUGACAGGAACUAUUUCCACUUGCCGUACUUUGACAAGAAGCCAUGCAUCUACAUCAAGAGCUGGUGGCAGGACCAGAGGCGCCGCCUCUACAACGCCAACAUCAUGGACAAGAUUGCAGACAAGCUGGAAGAGGGACUGAAUGAUGUGCACGAGAUGAUCAAGACGGAGAAGCCCCAUCCUGAGCGACGUCUCCGGGGGGUGCUGGAGGAGCUGAGCAGCGGGUGCCUGCGCUUUGUGACCAUCGCCAACAAGGACCAGAACCACUCCUCCCGCACACGGCUGGACCGAGAGAGACUGAAAUCUUGCAUGAGGGAGCUGGAGACGAUGGGCCAACAGGCCAAGAGCCUGCGAUCCCAGGUGAAGAAAACCACUAUCCGAGAGAAACUGAAGCAGGCUCAGAACUUCCUACAAAAGCUGCGGUUCCUGGCAGACGAGCCCCAACACAGCAUCCCCGACAUCUUCAUUUGGAUGAUGAGCAACAACAAGCGCAUUGCCUACGCCCGCAUCCCCUCCAAGGACAUCCUCUAUUCUAUUGUGGAUGAAGAGAUGGGCAAAGACUGUGCAAAAGUGAAGACCGUCUUCCUGAAGUUACCUGGGAAAAAGGGGUUUGGGCCAGCCGGCUGGACAGUGCAAGCCAAGAUGGAGAUCUACCUGUGGCUGGGACUCAACAAGCAGCGCCGGGAUUUCCUGAGCGGCCUGCCCUGCGGCUUUGAGGAGAGGAAGCUGCCCAAGGGCCAAGGCGUCCCGUCCUUCCCACCCAUCAGCCUCCUCUACAACAAGAAGCAGGUCUUCCAGCUCAGAGUCCACAUGUACCAGGCCAGGAGCUUGUUUGCAGCAGACAGCAGCGGCCUCUCUGACCCCUUCGCCCGGGUUUUCUUCAUCACGCAAAGCCAGUGCACCGAGGUCCUCAACGAGACGCUUUGCCCUACCUGGGACCAGCUGCUGGUGUUCGACAAUGUGGAGCUCUAUGGGGAAGCCCACGAGAUGCGGGACGACCCACCCAUCAUUGUCAUUGAGAUCUAUGACCAGGACACGGUGGGGAAGGCUGAUUUCAUGGGCCGGACAUUCGCCAAGCCAGUUGUGAAGAUGUCGGAUGAGGAAUACUGCCCCCCGCGCUUCCCGCCCCAGCUGGAGUACUACCAGAUCUACCGGGGCAACUCUACUGCCGGCGACCUCCUGGCUGCCUUUGAACUGCUGCAGCUCCCAUACGAUGAGGAGGAGAUCAGGCGAGCCUUGCUGGCAGCCACCGAUCCUUGCGUGCCACAGAUCCAGAUUGGCCCGGCUGGGAAGUCAGACCUGCCUCCCAUUGAUGGCCCCACAGACAUGGACCGGGGUCCCAUCCUGCCAGUGCCUCUGGGGAUACGCCCUGUGCUAAGCAAAUACAGGGUGGAGAUCCUGUUCUGGGGACUGCGAGACCUGAAGCGCGUGAACCUGGCCCAGGUGGAUCGGCCGCGAGUGGAUAUCGAAUGUGCUGGGAGGGGAGUCCAGUCCAGCCUCAUCCAGAAUUACAAGAAGAACCCUAAUUUCAGCACCUUGGUCAAGUGGUUUGAAGUGGAUCUGCCGGAAAAUGAGCUCCUUCAUCCUCCCCUGAACAUCCGCGUGGUGGAUUGCCGCGCCUUUGGGCGCUACACCCUGGUGGGCAGCCAUGCAGUCAACUCCCUGCGCAAAUUCAUCUACAGGCCUCCAGAUAAGAAAGCUCAGCACUGGAGCACAGCAGCUAAGCUCAUGAACGCCUAUGCAGCCCUGGCAAAUGGAGGCCCCUACUCUCACCCCACAGGUGAAAUUGUGGUCAACAUGGAGCCGGAGGCUCCCAUCAAGAAGAUGGAGACCAUGGUGAAGCUUGAAGCGCAUUCCGACGCAGUCGUGAAGAUCGAUGUGUCGGAAGAGGAGAAGGAGAAAAAGAAGAAGAAGAAGAAGAAGAAAGGAGGAGAAGACAUUGAGGAGGAUGAGCCUGAUGAGAGCAUGCUGGAUUGGUGGUCCAAGUAUUUUGCUUCCAUCGAGACCAUGAAGGAGGAACUCCGGCAGCAGGAGGCAGCCGCAGCAGAAGCGGAGGAGAAGGAAGAAAUGGACAUGGCUGAGGAAAUCAGACUUGAUGACUCUCCCGUGAAAGGCUCCAAGGGCCAAGGGAAGACCAAGGAGAAGGUCAAGGCGCCCAAAGAGGACAAGAAGAAGAAGCAGCAGCAGCAGCAACAGCAACAGCUUCCCGAAGCUCCUGAGAAGAAGAACAAGCAGAAGAUCGACGAGAUGAAGGUGUACCCCAAAGAGCUGGAAUCUGACUUUGACCACUUCGAAGACUGGCUGCACACCUUCAACCUCCUUCGUGGGAAGAUUGGCGAUGACGACGACAAUGCGGCAGAUGAGGACCGCAUCGUAGGCAGGUUCAAAGGCUCCAUGUGUGUCUACAAAGUGCCACUUCCCGAUGACAUCACUAAGGAAGCUGGGUACGACCCCAAUUUCGGCAUGUUCCAGGGAAUCCCGAGCAACGACCCCAUCAACGUGCUGGUCCGCAUCUACGUUGUCAGGGCCACUGAUUUGCACCCCGCUGAUAUCAAUGGCAAAGCUGACCCUUAUGUCGUCAUUAAGCUGGGGAAGACGGACAUCAAGGACAAGGAGAACUACAUCUCAAAGCAGCUGAACCCAAUCUUUGGAAAGUCAUUUGACAUUGAGGCCACAUUCCCCAUGGAAUCCAUGCUGACGGUGGCGAUCUACGACUGGGACUUGGUGGGCUCUGAUGAUCUGAUUGGCGAGACGAAGAUCGACCUGGAGAACCGAUACUACAGCAAGCACAGGGCCACCUGUGGGGUCGCCAAGACCUAUGCCAUACACGGCUACAAUAUCUGGCGAGACCCUCAAAAGCCCACCCAGGUCCUCUCCAAGUUGUGCAAAGAGGGCAAACUGGACGGGCCCCACUAUGGCCCUGGAGGCCGGGUGAAGGUUACCAACCGGGUCUUCAUGGGCCCCACGGAAGUGGAGGAUGAGAAUGGUCAGAAGAAGCAGACGGACGAGCACCUGGCGCUGACGGUGCUGCACCACUGGGACGAGAUCCCCCGUGUGGGCUGCAAGCUCGUGCCCGAGCAUGUGGAGACGCGGCCCUUGCUAAACCCUGACAAGCCAGGCAUUGAACAGGGACGGCUGGAGAUGUGGGUGGACAUGUUCCCCAUGGACAUGCCAGCACCAGGCCCCGCCAUUGACAUUUCGCCAAGGAAGCCAAAGAAGUAUGAGCUGCGGGUAAUUAUUUGGAACACCGAUGAGGUGGUCCUGGAAGACGAUGCUUUCCUGACGGGCGAGAAGAUGUCAGACAUCUAUGUCAGGGGGUGGCUGAAGGGGCAGCAGGAAGACAAGCAGGACACGGACGUCCACUACCACUCGCUGACGGGCGAGGGGAACUUCAACUGGCGCUACAUCUUUCCUUUCGACUACCUUGCUGCUGAGGAGAAGAUCGUGAUCUCUAAGAAAGAGUCUAUGUUCUCCUGGGACGAGACCGAGUACAAGAUUCCGGCCCGACUCACGCUACAGGUGUGGGAUGCUGACCACUUUUCCGCCGACGACUUCCUUGGAGGGAUUGAGCUCGACCUCAACCGCUUUCCGCGAGGGGCAAAGACAGCCAAGCAGUGCACCAUGGAGCUGGGCACUGGCGAGAUCGAGCUGCCCAUGGUCUCCAUCUUCAAGCAGAAGAGAGUGAAGGGCUGGUGGCCCUUCUUGGCACGAGAUGAGAACGAUGAGAUGGAGAUGACGGGUAAGGUGGAGGCCGAGCUGCACCUCCUGACGGCCGAGGAAGCUGAGAAAAGUCCAGCCGGGCUGGCUCGUAACGAGCCCGACCCAUUGGAGAAACCCAAUCGUCCGGACACUUCCUUCAUCUGGUUCUUGAACCCGCUCAAGUCUAUCAGGUACCUCAUCUGCACCCGUUACAAGUGGCUGAUCAUCAAGAUCGUGCUGGCCCUCCUGCUGAUCAUCAUGGUGGCCCUCUUCCUCUACUCCAUGCCCGGCUACAUGGUCAAGAAACUCCUGGGGGCCUGAGAGGGAGCUGCCCCACAGCCAGGCUCCUCCAGAGGAGACCCGUUCCUCUUGGCCUCGGCCUCUUGUUUGUGUUUCUCUCGUGUGGCAUCCUUGCGUUUCUUUUCCGGAAUUCAGAGGGCAGGCAGCGGGGCUCAGAAUCUGCUUGGCUUGUGUCUUGGGAAGGCGGAGAAGGGAGUUGGCCAACCCACUGCUUUGGGGUUCUCCCCUCCAGUUCCCCUCAGUCCCCAGACCGGGCCUCAACCCGGAGUGUCUCUUUGUCUCUUCCGCCUGGCCUGCCCGUCGCCUCCGCUGGCGCAGUCUCCACAGGCUGCUGCUGAGGCAGCUUUGCCUCCGCCCUCCGUUUCUGCUCCGUGUGGGUUUGACAUGUCUCAUCUCUCUCUGCUGUCCCUUUCCCCUUGUUUCACUUCCAGAGCUGAGGCCACAGGCAGGUCCCCGCUCCCCAGAGUGUGGCGUGAUCAGUGACUGAGGAGGGCUUGGGACCUUGGGGUGGUGUCUGGGCGGCCUUUUGCUUUGGGAAGGGGAGGCAGGCCUUCUCCUUGGCAAUGGGCACAGCCGUGCCUUCCUGCUGCUGCGGCUCACCCAGGCGGGAAGAACCAGCGCUGGCACUGGAGCACUGUCUGGAUGGAUCCCCGAUGGACUAGAGCUGCCCUGCUCUUCCAAGGAUGGGCAACAUGCAAAGGCUGGUCAGUCUAUCCGCUGUAGCCAGUGAGGGGCGUCUCCACCAGGGGGAGAGUGGGGGACCAGAGAGGCUGCGCUACAAAGCAGGCAGGCUCAAGAAAGCAGUUUGGAUCUUGCCGGAGAUGGUGUUCGGCAAACCAGUCAUCGGCAGUCUGAGGAUGACCAUGACCUGUAAUGCAGGGUCCUUGCAAGGAUUACAAAAUAAGGUGAGGGAAUAGGGAAGCGCUCCAUUAGAUGAGAAGGAUCAGCAUUUGUUAGGUGGGAUUUGUUAGGUUGGGAAGGAUCAGCCUGGGUGGCUCCCACUGGCUUCCGGCUUCCCCUGCCAGGCUCUUGAAAAACAGCCCAGAAACUCAGUUGCAACUAUGCUUGUCACACACAAACACACACACACACCCCAAUACAGACAGGAAGGCAGGAGAGGGUUAAGCCUCCCAUGUCCCAGCACCCGCACUGUGACAGGCCAGUUCCCACCUUGGGCCAGGUGUUCUGGCUCCUUGUAGGCUUGAGAAACUACCCAGACACCCGGGCUCAAGAAAAGAGCCGAAGGAAAGGCAGCCUUUCCGAGUGGGGCAAGAGGCCCCGUGCAGCCUCUGAUGGCCAAGUCUGGAGCAGUUGCCUGUCCACAGAAGGUGGGAUGGAGCCCGUGGCCGAGUGGAAUGUCCAGUCACUCGGCAAAGUGAGCCACUGCUCACACACACACACCCCGGGCCAGUUAUGAGGGGCCAGCCCCACCAGCCAGCCAACCUGUCACUUUUUUGCCAUUGCAAAAACCUGAGCAAAACCUCCCACGUGAGGCAGGGGACCAGUUCAGCCAAGCUGUCGUAUUUGGAGAGAAAGGGGGCCCGUCCUGUCUCUGGCGUUCAGCAGAUGCGGGGAAGGGAGCGCCUCGCUGAAACCAGGCAGUGCUAGUGAAGCCCACUGAGCAGGAGGAUGAGCGGGGAAAGGAGGAGGCCUGACUCUCUCCAACCCAAUCACCUGCCAGGGGACUGCAGGCCUAGCUGGCAACACCAGAGGAGGGGUUACUCAUGGCUGGGAUGGCAGCACCAUCCCUAGGCCGCGUUGAGCACCUCCCCAGGGCCCCUUGGUGUGCGAAGGGCACACCGGAGCCCCCUUCUGGCCCACACGCAGAUGAAGGAAGUGCUGCCGAUGGGGCAUUCUCGUUGCCAGGAGGGGCCUGGCCCCGGAAUGUAAGCCUCCAUCGUGUCCCCAGGUGCCCCCUCCCCCAGCCAUGCAAGCAUGCUGCUUCCAUCAUGCCCACGCCACAUGCCUCUGAGUCCACCCUCCCUGCUCCUAACCCUGCGCCUGGGAGCCAAGCAGGCAGGGUGCACUGGGGAUCUCUCACACACACCCAUGUGGGCCGACUGCAACCCUCACGCAUGGAGGCUGGGGUUGCCAAAAGCUGGGGUGGGCUGAUUUCUGGGUGAGCAACUAGCCCUUGGUGGCCUUCCGACACAAGCACCGGAUCUUUUCAGGGCAUACUUGGGAGGAGGUCAGGUGGAGGUGCCCUGCAUUGCAAGGGAAGCACAGCGACCACAGCUGGGGCUCCAGCAGUCCCAGGGAGCAAAAAAAGGAAGAAGCAGGGGGCCACGGAGAGGCCAGGGAGGGCCUGGGGUGGGCAGAGAAGCCACGUGGCCCGCAGGCUCUAGCACCAGAGGUCUCUGGAGAACCCAGCACAAGGUGCUGCUUUUCUGUCCUGCUCUCUGCAGCGCUGAAACACGCAAGGUUGGAGUGUUUCGAGCAGGCUGCCUUUCUCUUUUCUGAGGUGUGUGCGAGAUUGAUCCUGUUUCUCUACUGUCGUGGGGAGGCUUCUGGUGGGGGUGGGCGUGUUCUCUGGGCACUGGGAAUACCGUGUCUUUGGAAUUUGCUGUAUGAGCCGAGAAAAAUCCUGUACGUUCUUUAAUAAAAACAGACCACCAGAAA